AAGAAUGGAUAUGACAUCAGGAACGGAGGUUGGGAAUUCCAGGAUUUCAGUUACUUCGUUGUUUACAUCGAACUUUGAUAAGUUUUCGCUGCAUAUUGUAAAAGUUCGAAAUAACACACAUGAAUAACACGCGACAAGGUGUGUACGUUAUCAAUACUGUCUAUAGAUUAUGAAAAAUAUAGUUUUUGUGUGAAAUGAAGUGAUAUAUAGAGUGCUCAAACGACAAAUAAUGUCCGCAACGGAAAGUUCUGAUGAAUUCAUCGUUUGUCAUGAUAAGGUCGGGUUGAUCGACGCUCUGAAAAGCAAAGUAGAAAGGUUGUACGGCACAAGAGUUUUCUUUCACGAAGUAUCAAAUGACGGUGGCAAGCAAAAGAGAUGGGUUUCCGUCACAGGAGGAAAAUGGGACAGACAGAAUGCAAAGAGUUACAUUCUUGGCCUAAGUGACCCAGAAGAAACAAAGGUCAUUAAGUGCUCUGCCGACUUUCUUGACGAAGAAAUUCUUGAAAACGUAGAAAAAAACACAAAUGCUGUGUUGAUAAGACAAUCUUCCGACAGCAUCAAGAUCAGUGGUAAUGAACUGGCCGUUACUCUGGCUCUGUCAGCCCUGGAGGAACUGACCGGGUGUAGCAGUGACGCCAUUGAAGUGGACAGCCCUGAGAUCACUUCCUGCAAUGACCCCAGUUCCCAGAAUGCCAAGGGCAGGGCUGCCUCUCAGAGACUGGAUGAGAAGUUGGAGGAGACGUUUGGAGAACACAGUGGGUCACUCCACUACCCCGACAAAAUCAAGCGGGUCUUUCUGGAGGUGGGACAGCGUCAGACGGAAGACGUGUCGGACCAACAGCUCCACGGCUCAGGUGUUAGGAAAACAGCAUCUGAGGUUAUUGUGCGAGCGAGAGGUGAAGAUACAAGAAAGGUAUUUACUGCUCCAGUAUGCCGGAAGAAAUCAUCAGAUGAGGUUGAUGAACUUUUGGGGAAGACAAUGGAAGAUGGCGUGUCUGGUAGGAGACCUAGUGAAGAGGUUUCCACGGUGACGAAGCAGUUCACAUCAGCAGCACACAUUAGUCCGAGAAGGAAAGGUCAGGGGUCAGAUGCUGAAGAGCUGAAGGGGUUUGCUGCAUCUGUUGGUUACACAGAUGAGGAGAUUGAGGAGGGGUUUCUUUAUGCUCCCCCACCCAUGAAGCCAGCCGAUUUCCUCAGUCUGUUGAUGAAGGUGAAGGAAGGGAAGGAGAGGCUGGGCGUGGGGACAGAUGCCAGCCAGGCUGGUGCUGAGGAGUUGAAGGACGAUGUGGUGUGUUUGGAUGACGACAUCAUGAUAGUGGAGGAUCAUUUCCAGUGUGACGAAGACAAACAGACAACUAAAGGGGCCAGCAAACAAGGGGGUUUGACACAAAGGGAUAAAAAGAAAAAUGAGCAGAAGCAGAAAGACUUGGAAGCAGCUUUCCGCCAACAACAGAGCAGCGGAGACAGGACAAAACAAGUGAAAGCAAAAUCACCAAAGCACCAAAGUGUUUCAGGCACAAAACGAAAAUCAGAUCCAGAUUCGGAUCAAGAACAGACUUGUGUGAUGAAGCUUUGGGAAGCUGCACCAGACUUGCCUGAUAGGAUGCCUCAGAUCCCACCCAGACAACAGAGACUUGUGGCAUUGGCACAGGAUGCGCGACAUACGGCACUUGAUGCAUCAACACGGGUGGUACCUCAGGUACGACACGAGGCACAGCAGAGAGGAGGGGGUGCACCACAGCAACAACAGGCAGUGCCUGUUCCUCUCAUGUCUGUCAACAUGCUGAGAGUUGCGCCCCCUGUUGCUGUCCCUGUGCAAGGUUACAGUACAUCAGAUGGUUUGGCUCCAGGAUCUACACAACAAAACAUUCCCACAAAGGAUGCUCUUCGUUACGUCAUCAUCGAUGGGAGUAAUGUUGCCAUGUUUCACGGCAACAGCAAGAUCUUCUCCUGUAAAGGUAUCCAGAUUGCUGUUGACUACUUCCUGGACAGAGGUCACAAGGUCACAGUGUUCAUCCCCGAGUGGCGGAAAUACAGGAACUACCAUGACAACAAGAUCCGAGACCAGGACAUCCUGCUGCGGCUGGAGGAAUCAGAACACCUGGUGUUCACUCCAUCCAGGAAGAUACAGGGGAAGCUGGUGGCAAGCUAUGACGACAGAUAUAUCUUAGGAUUAGCUGAGAAGGAGGACUCGGUGAUACUGUCCAAUGACCAGUACCGCGACCUCAUGAAGGAAAAAGCCAGCUGGAAGAAAAUCAUUGAGGAAAGAUUGCUGAUGUAUAGAUUUGUGGGUGAUCACUUCAUGCCGGCGGAAGACCCGCUUGGAAGGCACGGACCGAUGCUGGAUGAAUUCCUGAGAAAACAUCCACAGGCUCCACGAACAGGCGUUCCAGCACAGCCAAGGUACCCCCCUCCGGCCCAGUUUGGAGGCAGACAGCCACAGCAGGUUGUGAAUGUGGGCAACCACUUUCCCAUUGGACAUUGGGGAGCUGAUGGUGUCGCCCACCACCAUACAGAUCACCAUGGCAACAUGGCCAAUGGGGGAAGUGUCUGGCAGACAAGGGGGAGACAACCACCGCCCCGAGUACAUAACGCCGACAGAGAGGAGCCGCCAAAACGCAUUCCUAGUGUCACUGAAGACUUGUUCUUACAUUUGAAAAGUGUUUUUCCGGAAAAAUCUCAAGAAGACUCCAUCAGAAAAGUUUUAGAUAACCACAGCAGUGAGACUGAUUUGAACAGACUAACCAACUAUUGCAUGGAAGUGAUUUUCCAGUGACAUAUAUUGGUGGUGCAUAUUGUGUGGGAGGGAGAUCCUGUGUGGUGCCCAUGAUUGUUGACCUUGAUUGAAUACAAUUACCUGUGCUUAUUAGAAGUAUUUGAUAAGGACGAGGAUGCUGAUGUAGGCGAGUUCACUCAUAAAGGGACUAAUUGAUGAUAAUCUUAAAUACUAGUUACUUCAUGUUAUUUAUACUUCAUAUACUUGAUGGUCUUCAGUGUUCGAGACAUAGUGCUGUUGUGUGCAGAAACAGUAUUUCGAACAACGCUUUCUUUUUAUACACGUUUUACACAAACAGAUGAAAGUAUAGUGAAAAACAAUACUAAAGUAAAUUGAUUUGAAAUAAGUUUUAGGGAGACAUGUAUUUUGGAGGAUUUUUUUCAUUAUUGCUUAUUGAAAUAUUUUGUGUCAUUUAACAAUUGUUCAUGGUAUGGCUUUAUUAAUGACUCACAGUUAUAUACACCAAAAUCGUUUCAUAUGAAUUUUAUAUAUUAGAGCUGUAUAUACAAGACAUAAUGCAUUCCAUAUCUCACUUAUCUGUGUACGUCAAAUCUGACAGGCAGCAAUUGUAACUUGCUGCACCGAUGACAAAUGAAGUGGUCUUGAAUAUUUAUUGUGGGUACUUCUACAGGAGAUAAGCUGACAUCGUUACUCAAUUGACUGGCCAAUCCAAAAUUGACAAAACAUUAGAAUUUUGUUUCAGCUUCAAAUAUUUAACUUUUAGAAUGUGUGAGAUUUCAGUGGUCAAGACGGAAAAUUAAAAAGAGCUAAAUUAAUUUGUGUUUCUAUCAUUAUGGUUGAAUUGUGUAGCUGUGUGACACUAUCAGCGGUUGUUGUGUAUUACCCUGAACCCCGAGGACUUGUUUGUGUUUUAUUGAGGCAUAACUGUGUUGCCUUCUGUUCCUGCCACAGCGUUCACAGAGUGGUGUGUGCCUCCUGACCAUUACUCCUCAUGACAAAGUGAGUAGUGGAAAUAUUAACCUGGAAUCUCGGAGCAGUAUUAUGUUGAUGAUUAUUGUUAUGAUUUGUGGUAGUUCAAAGAAUAGUGCUCUCUCGCCUUUGCUUAAAAGCAUGGGAUUUACAGGAAUUUAUUUAAACCUGCUCGGAGGUGGGUAUUCAGCCACUGACAAUUCAGAAGCAAUUGUCAGACAACUUCCUAAAUUUGAAUGUUUUAGGGUUGUUAAGCUGUAAAAGUACUAGAUAUUGAUAUGGGUGACUUGAAUUUUACUGACAACAGGACCAAUAAACAAGAAGAGACUUUAAUGUCUAGCAUUGAAUGAAAAAUUAAAGACCUCAAGUCUCAAUUUUGAAUAGAAUUACGUCUUUUUUCCAUUUUGUCUGCAAGGCACCUAGUUUGGAAAUCUUGAUAAAUCUCUGACUUUAUGUUUUAUUAAAAUAUUUUAUGUGUGUAAAAACCAGAAGAGCGAUGGAGUUGAAUCUGCCACAAAGCUGGUUCAGUAGCAACUCUGUAAAACUAUGUGAGGCCAUUACUCUGCUGACAUUCGAGCAUCAGUUUGCUUCUUGAGGGACACAGAGGCUUUCCAUGUAACACGCAUGCUUGGGCUGGAGAGGCUGGGGCCAAGCCUGGUCAACACACAAACAGAAGUGUGGCCUUUAUACAUGCUGUUACUAUUUGUCAGUGAUUUGUCAUGUCAGUGUCAGGAUUCUCAAUUCUACAGUAAGACAGGAGUUGGGUUCUGGAAGUAGACGCCAGCAUUGUGGACUUUUCAGUUGAGAGGUAUGCUGUGACAAGAAACAAUCAGUGUGAAAUUAAUUGAAAAUUCUGUUACGAUUUCUUCUUUAUUGAAUAAAAUAAUGUUACCCAA
Molecule: messenger RNA, 4602 nt
Organism: Haliotis rufescens (red abalone)
Lineage: Eukaryota; Metazoa; Mollusca; Gastropoda; Lepetellida; Haliotidae
Product: NEDD4-binding protein 1-like
Exons: 6
Coding region: 230-2776 (848 amino acids)
Cellular component (GO): nucleus; cytoplasmic ribonucleoprotein granule
Molecular function (GO): mRNA binding; RNA endonuclease activity
Source: RefSeq, a predicted model, not a curated record